Molecule: messenger RNA, 982 nt
Organism: Prunus dulcis (almond)
Lineage: Eukaryota; Viridiplantae; Streptophyta; Magnoliopsida; Rosales; Rosaceae
Product: ycf20-like protein
Exons: 2
Coding region: 335-802 (155 amino acids)
Source: RefSeq, a predicted model, not a curated record
CUCUGUUUUACACUGACGAUAAGAUCUUAAAGUAGUGGCGGAAACCCGAAAUUUACAAUUGAGGCUUUGGUUGCGGAGUGUCUCCUCCGAACUUCCGAGCGUAUACAAUCUUACAUAUCACAGUCCUGCGCCAUGGUCCUCCAUAGUUUUACAGUAGGGAUUGCAGUUGCGGAGAGAUAGAGAAAGAAGUGAACCAAAAUCUAUUAUUGGGUUAGGGCCUUUCAGCGACAACGAUACCUUUUGGGCGGCUUCAGGCUCUGCCAUCGCCGUAGAGAUUGAAAGGAGGUUUCUUGGGCAUUUUGGUUGGUUUUGAUAGUGGAAUCUAAAUCAGAAAAUGGCACAUUCCUUGAGUUUGGUCUGUACAGGCCUCCAUAAAUUUGGAUUGAGUCCUCAAAACAGAGUUUCACAUGGGAAAUAUGGAGUUUUUACUUUGAGACCCUCGCCAGGGUUUCUUCGUGUUCGGGCAGUGCAGGAGACUGGAGGGUCUCGGAGACUAGUUGAUAUCAUCAGAAAUGUGCCAGAGCUCUCAAGGAACUAUUUUCGAAGUCCAUCUCGGAGGGCUCUCUUUGGGGGAAUCUCUUUGUUGGGUGGCUUUUAUGUUGCACAAACGAUAUCUCUUUCAUUUGGAGCUUUAGGAGUCAACGACGUUAUUGCUUCAGUAGUGUGUGUUCUCCUGACAGAGUAUGUGACCAAAUUUUAUUACAGUCGACCAAAAGUAACAUUCCCUGUUGCUCUUCUCAACAACUUCAAAAUGGGAUUCACUUAUGGUUUGUUCAUCGAUGCUUUUAAGCUUGCCAGUUAAUGGCAUAUUGUGUAACCCCUUUUGGUUUGUCUAUGUAAAGUUCUCUGUUUAUAUUGAUAUAGAUUAAAAGAUACAUUUCCCAAUUAUACACACUCCCACUUCUUUAUUUACUUUUCCCCAUAUGCCAAGUUGGCUUUGAUUUCCCAAUUAUAAACAUUAUUGUUGUAUGGUUUGCCAAAA